AUGGGACAUGAGGAGCAUGGAGGGACUUGGCACAUGGAAGCAGCUCAACUGGAUACGCAAAGGAAGAAGGGAGAAGCCAUCUUGAAGACCAGCUCGACCGUCUACUCGACCAACCGGUCGAGUUCCUCAACUCGACCGGCCAAGCUUCAACUCGAUCGAGCUGAGAAAGGGGAAUGGAAACCCUUUGGGAAUGGACUCGGUCGAGCUAGGCAAACUCGACCGAUUGGUCAAGGAGAUGCUCCAAACCGCCACCAACAGAGACAAGGGAUUGUUCCACCACCAGUGCAGAACCACAACUUUGAGAUCAAGCUGGGAAUGAUCAACCUUGUCCAGAACAAGAUGUUCCAUGGAUUGCCAAGUGAAGACCCCAUUGACCACCUUGAUGAGUUUGAUAGGCUUUGUGAUUUGACAAAGAUCAAUGGUGUCUCUGAAGAUGCCAUCAAGCUGAGACUCUUUCCUAUGUCUCUAGCUGACAAAGCUCACCAAUGGGAGAAGAGCUUGCCCCAUGGCACAAUCACCACUUGGGAUGAAUGCAAGAAGGCCUUUCUUGCUAAGUUUUUCUCCACCGGUCGCACAGCCAAGCUUAGAGGAGAGAUAUCCAGCUUCAUCCAGCGAAACAAUGAGACAUUCGCAGAGGCUUGGGAGAGGUUCAAAGGCUACACAAGUCAGUGCCCACACCAUGGAUUCAACAAUGAAUCACUACUCUCCACUCUUUAUAGAGGAUGCUUGCCUAGGUAUAGGGAGAUGCUAGACACAGCUAGCAAUGGGAACUUCCUCAACCAGGAUGUAGAUGAUGGCUGGCAACUUGUGGAGAACAUGGCCAUAUCAACAGAAUGCUAUGGAGAGCAGUAUGAAAGUACAGACUGGAGCUCGACCGCACUCGAUCGAGCUGGACGCUCAGAUGAGAAAAGACAUGCUUGCACUCAAUCGAAGUUGGACAAACUGAUCCUAGCCCAAUUCCCUGCCAAGCAUGUCAACUAUGUCUCAGAACAAACCUAG
This is a messenger RNA of Microthlaspi erraticum, 999 nucleotides long. The record is from the annotation of a GenBank genome assembly. NCBI's taxonomy places the organism in Eukaryota, Viridiplantae, Streptophyta, Magnoliopsida, Brassicales, Brassicaceae.